Drosophila ficusphila is the source of this 1676-nucleotide messenger RNA. Its product is annotated as esterase P-like. The record is from RefSeq and is a predicted model, not a curated record. The transcript is spliced from 2 exons. NCBI's taxonomy places the organism in Eukaryota, Metazoa, Arthropoda, Insecta, Diptera, Drosophilidae. The coding region runs from base 36 to 1676 and encodes 546 amino acids.
CGCAGUCGCGUUGGUAAUUCGUUGGAUUUUGGAGCAUGUAUACUUUUAAAUGGUUGAUGUGCUUCAGUUUGUUUUGGAUAACACUCACGGGCACUGAGGCAGAACUUUCUUCGGAUCCCUUGAUUGUUGAGAUUCCGAACGGAAAACUCCGAGGAAAGGAUAUUGGCCACUACUUCAGCUACGAAUCGAUUCCCUAUGCCGAACCCCCGAUUGGUGAACAUCGAUUUGAAGCUCCUCAACCAUAUAGUCAUCGAUUUGAGGGUAUUUUCAAUGCCACAAAGCCACCAGUAGCCUGCUUACAAUGGAACCAGUUCGGAGCCAAAAAACUGCAGGGAGAGGAGGAUUGCCUGACCAUAAGCAUCUACAAACCGAAAAGCAAAACUCGGAGCAGCUUUCCCGUCGUGGUUCUCCUUCAUGGAGGUUGCUUCAUGUUCGGUGGAGCAGCUUUAAAUGGACACAAGUUCAUAAUGCAGGAGGGAAAUUUGAUAUUGGUAAAAAUAAGUUAUCGUGUUGGACCUUUGGGAUUCGCAAGCACUGGAGAUAAGGAUUUGCCAGGGAACUACGGCCUAAAAGAUCAACGACUGGCUCUUCAAUGGAUCAAGCAGAACAUCGCUAAUUUUGGUGGAAUGUCAGAUAAUAUUGUAGUUCUUGGUCAUUCAGCAGGCGGUGCCUCAGCUCAUUUGCAGCUCCUGCAUGAGGAUUUCAGCCAGUUGGCCAGGGCUGCGAUUUCAGUGAGCGGAAAUGCCCUUGAUCCUUGGAUUUUCAAUCAGGGUCACCGCGGACGAGCCUUUGAACUAGGUCGCAUUGUGGGUUGUGAACAACCGAAGGAUUCUGCGGAACUAAAGAACUGCUUAAAGUCCAAACCAGCUAGUGAAAUAGUCUCCGCAGUACAGAGCUUCUUGAUAUUUUCGUAUGUGCCCUUUUCGCCUUUUGGACCUGUUGUGGAGCCAGAAGAUGCUCCAGAUGCCUUCCUUACUCAAGAUCCCGUCGAGGUAAUCAAAAGUGGGAAGUUUGCACAAGUUCCUUGGGCUGUAACAUACACCACUGAAGAUGGUGGCUAUAAUGCUGCUCUCCUUUUGGAAAAGAACAAAACAACCGGUGAAACCUGGAUAGAAACACUCAACGAUCGAUGGUUUGACUGGGCUCCUUACUUGCUUUUCCAUCGGGACCCAAAGAAGACCAUCGAGGACAUGGAUGAAAUUUCGAGGAACCUCAGACAGCAAUAUUUGGGAGAUAGACGAUUCAGCGUGGAAAGCUAUUGGGAUGUGCAGAGGAUGUUCACAGAUAUUUUAUUCAAAAAUAGCGUUCCAAGUGCAAUAGAUCUUCAUAGGAAACAUGGCAAGAGUCCUGUCUACUCCUUUGUCUACGAUAAUCCUGCUGUUACUGGAGUAGCUCAGGUGCUUGCAAAGCGCUCUGAUGUAUUUUUUGGAACGGUUCAUGGCGAUGACUUUUUUCUCAUCUUUGAAUUUGCUCCACUAGGAAGAAGAAUCCGUCCUGAUGAGAAAGUUAUAUCACGAAAGUUAAUCAAAAUGCUGGAGGAUUUCGCACUUAGCGAUAAGGGAGCUCUGACAUUUGGGGACUGCGUUUUCCAAAAUAAUGUCAACAGCAAGGAAUACCAAGUACUACGAAUUACAGAAAACGGAUGUAAGAACGAGCAAUUUGAUCAGUUUCCCUAG